Molecule: messenger RNA, 1272 nt
Organism: Ananas comosus (pineapple)
Lineage: Eukaryota; Viridiplantae; Streptophyta; Magnoliopsida; Poales; Bromeliaceae
Exons: 10
Coding region: 116-1018 (300 amino acids)
Cellular component (GO): plasma membrane
Source: RefSeq, a predicted model, not a curated record
GCGCACACACACACACAACAAGCUUCCUUUAUAAGCUACAUCCAAAUCAGCCUCCCAUCACCUCUCACUGCAAAAAAACGACGAAGACGAAGACGAAGACGAAGACCCCACCGCAAUGUUUUCGAUCGAAACCCUAGGGGCGGCGGCGAUUUCCAUGGCGGAGGCGGCGGAGGAGGAGGAGGAGGGGAUAGAGAGCUCCUCCGACGCGCUCGACGCCGACUCGGAGCUCUCCGGCUCGCCGGGGUCCUUCGAGGAGCGCCUUCUCUCCGCGGCGGAGGCGGAGGAGCCGCCGCCCCCCGGCGUGGAGGACCUCGACAUCGCCGGCGCCGCGCGCCCGGGGCGCCUUGUCCAUGUCCGCGGCUUCGCCGUCCACGGCACCGUGAGCUGCGAUUUCGCGUGGGUUCGCUACUCCGAUAACGGGAAUCAUUGUUACAUUACAGGGGAAAACAAAGAUGUUUAUCUGGUUACAGCUGAUGAUGUUGAUUCAUAUCUUGCUAUCGAAGUUGUACCUAUCGGGAAAGGAGAACAGAAGGGUGAACUAUUGAGGACUUUUGCAAAUGAUCAUAGGAAGGUAUCUUGCGGUACUUGCUCACAUUCUAAGUUGAAUAGUUAUCGCUACUUAACAGACGCUGGUGUUUCUAGUGCAGACCCUAAAAUGCAGCACGAAAUAGAACGCAAUUUCUUUCUUGGUCAUGCUUCAUACAAUGUUUCCGUAAAGAUUGGGUAUAGUAACAGGUUGGAGAAGGCUAAGUUGGCAAUAAGAAAACAGGGCUUUUCCGUCAAGAAAACAGGAUCACCGCAUGUUACUUAUGAUCAGAAGUUCCUGCCGAGCACAGCUGUUACCAUUCCUAAAGAGCAUUCUACUGGAGUUCUGAUAGAUUGCAGCCAGAGGACCGAGCCUCUUUUGUUAAUUGCAGAAAGUAGCUCGUUACGAGAUGAGAUUGUGCUCACCAUGAGAUUGUUUAUUCAGAGGGCAACUGAGAAAAAGAAGAGGCGGAGGUGGUGCCUGUUCUUUUAACCAGCAGAAGUAAUGCCUGUAACAUAAGUUUGGAUAGCUCUUUUCAAAAUAAAAAAAAGAAAAAAAAACAUAAAUUUAAAUAGCUAUUGUAAAAUGUGUCUUGCCUGAGCUCAUCAUUCUCAAUGUUGUACCAGUUCAAUGUUGUGUAUUCUUGAAUUUUGACUAACUACAGUUGUAACAAAUAUUUACCUAGUUCCUCUUUCACCCAGAGAAAUACAAAAGCCAUUAUACAUUACCAUACAUACAAAAACUUA